Molecule: messenger RNA, 1836 nt
Organism: Vombatus ursinus (common wombat)
Lineage: Eukaryota; Metazoa; Chordata; Mammalia; Diprotodontia; Vombatidae
Gene: RETSAT
Product: retinol saturase
Source: RefSeq, a predicted model, not a curated record
AUGGUGUGGCUGUGGACAGCGUUGGCUCUGGUGGCGGGGGUCGCGCUGCUAGUGACCAGGGUCUGGAGGUUCGUCCUGGGAGGUGGUGGCCAGAAUCUUACAGAGGACAUGAGGAGGCCUCCACGGACGCUGGUGUCAGAUGCAGAGGCUCAGAGGAGGAUCCUUAAGCAGGCUUUCUCCAUCAACUGGGUGCCAGACCAGCUGGAUGCAGUGGUGAUUGGUAGUGGCACUAGGGGCCUGGUAGUAGCAGCUGUCCUGGCCAAAACUAGGAAAUGAGUCCUGGUGCUGGAGCAACAUACCAAAGAAGGUGGCAAUAGUCACACUUUUAAUCAGAAUAGCCUGGAAUUUGACACAGGAAUCCACUAUGUAGGACAGGUGAAUGAGGGCCGCCUUAGUGGCAUUGUCCUGGACCAGGUCACAGAGGGGCAGCUGGACUGGGCUCCCUUGGACUCUCCCUUUGAUGUUGUGGUGCUGGAGGGACCCACCAGCAGAAGGGAGUUCCCCAUAUAUGCUGGGGAGAAAGCCUAUGUUCAGGGCCUCAAGGAAAAGUUUCCUCAUGAAGAAGCUGCCAUUGACAAGCACAUGAAGAUGGUGAAAGAGGUAGCAAAAGGAAUCCCUCAUGUGGCCCUGUUGAAGCUCAUCCCUUUGCCCGUGGUGAGGCUGCUGGACAGGUUGGGGGUGCUGGCCUUUUUCUCCCCCUUCUUGAGAAUAGCCACUCAGAGCUUAGUGGACAUGCUCAGCCAGCUGUCUGCCUCCCAGGACCUCAAAACUGUGCUCAGCUACAUCCAUCCCACCUAUGGUGUGUACCCAGAGAAUGCCAGUUUCUCUAUGCAUGCCAUAUUAAUCAACCACUUCCUGGAAGGGGCAUUUUAUCCAGGAGACGCCAGUGAAAUCCCUUUUCACAUUAUCUCAGUGAUUCAGCGGGCUGGGGGUGCAGUCCUUACCAGGGCAACAGUGGAGAGUGUGCUGCCAGAUUCUGCUGGAAGAGCUUGUGGUGUCAGUUUGAGGAAGGGUGAAGAAUUGGUCAAUGUUUUUUGUCCCACUGUGAUCUCCAAUGCAGCAAUAUUUAAUACCUACGAGCACUUAUUGCCUGAGAGAGGCCACUGUUUGCCAGGUGUACAGACCCAGCUGGGCAUGGUGCAGCACAGUCUGUCUACACUUUGUAUUUUCAUCUGCCUCCAGGGCUCCAAGAGUGACCUGGGUCUGGAAGCCAAGAACUACUUUGUCUACUUUGACACAGAUGUGGACAAAGUGAUGGAGAGAUACCUGUCCCUAUCCAGGGACCAAGCUGUGGAACACAUUCCCUUUUUCUACAUCACAUCAGCAUCAGCCAAAAAACCAGCAUAGGAGGACAGGUUCCCAGACCAAUCAACACUGAUGAUGAUGUUGCCUGCCCUCUAUAAGUGGUUUGGGGAAUGGCAGGAUGAGCCCCAGGGCAAGAGAGGGAGUGACUACGAAGCCCUGAAGAACUCCUUCCUAGAUGCUUCCAUGUCUGUUUUAAUGAAACUGCACCCUCAGUUGGAUGGAAAGGUAGAGAGCAUAUCGGCAGGGUGUCCACUCACUCAAAACUUCUGCCUGGCCGCCUCCCAUGGACAAACCUAUGGGACUGACCAUAACCUCAGACGUCUACAACCCCAUGUAAUGGUUACAAUUCGGGCCCAGAGCCCCAUCCCAAAUCUCUGCCUAACAGGACAGGAUGUGUUCACCUGUGGUUUGUUCGGGGCCCUACAUGGGGCCCUGUUGUGCAGCGGCACCAUCCUGCAGAGGAAUGUGCAUCUGGACCUCCUGCAGCUGCAGUCUCGCGUUUCUGCUGCCCUGCCCAAGAGAAUGAAUUAG